UGAGGAACUUAUGUGUCGGGUAUUGCGGUAAAGCGACUUGUGAAUCUCCGACGGAUUGGUGCGUUGAAAGUGAUAGAGGUUUUGAGAGCUCUGAAAUCGAACGAGCUCCAAGAAACUCUAGCUAAAGGUUCCUGGAUGUUUGAGUGUUAUAAUUGUUGCCGUUGUGUAUUGCUCGAUAGUCGAGGUAGUGUCGUCACAAGAAGUGCUCUAAGCCAAGGAGGGCGACCAAAUGGCUGAAGACAGCGAUAAGAUCCAAUAGGCUUGAUUGUUCUUAUGGAUAGGUUGGUUUGAUAGGACUUCCCAGCUUGAAGGCGUAGGAGAAAGCAGUCUGAGAAGAGCUGAGGAUUGAGAGUGCAAGUGAAGAGGUUGGGUAUGGAGGGAAGAAAGCUCGAAGCUGGACAGGAGCUCUCACAUCUUUUAUUUACUUUGCGCCCCACCAGCGUUGCGGCCGAGCAACGGCGCUUUGACCAGCUAUAUUCCCGCCUACCACUGCUGGGUACCUAAGUACCUAGAUCGGUAGUUACCAAGGGUGUGCGGAGAGGCGCCGCAAUUUCCAUUAGUCACGUGGCUUUCUACUCAGCCGCUAACAAAAUAGCCAAUGAACGGAAGGGCCCCUCUUUCCGGACACACCGCUGCAGUUGCCACGACAGGACCCAGCUUGAGACUGCCUGGAGACAGAAGGCGGCCCGUGAUUUCCUAAUUAAGUCGCCUCGGAUUGUCAAUGCAGGAACAACAGGACCUCCACCAUCCCCGUAUGCAGCGACAACCCGUCUCGUUGUCGCCUUCUGCUAUCGAAACUGCGUCCCGUGGAACAGUACCACCGUCGCACUCUCUUUUUCUCCCGACUUCCUCCGCCUUCAUCUAACAUUCCCUCCGCGCUCGGGUAGCCCGCAAGACGGAGACAUCAGUUGUUCAGCGACCUCCGACGCGAUUGAGAUGACUUCUUAGCACCGCCGACUUUGCUGCCCAUCAUGGCCCAGCCCCAAUCUUCGCCAGCAACACCUGUGGGUCUGCCUCAGUCACUUUUCGGAGGACCUGCCUCACAGGCCUUGACGACACCGAAUCAAGCCUCUGCGACGCAACCGCAUUUUCAGCCGACACCAUCACCGGUAGACCAAGCACCGGGGUCAGCCACGUCGAGCAACAAUACAUAUAUCAUGCCGAACUCGCCCAUCAAGCACAGAGGCACCUUAGAUGGAUACCGACCAAGAGUAACGAGGACCCUAGGCCAGCGACCGGCAUGUUUGGUUAACGCCUCAGUCACGUACUGCGGCAACAACCACAUAUAUGCUUUCGGAGGCUUCGACCAAUACACGGAUGAAGUGUACAACCACGUCCUCAAACUGGACUUGGUCAGCCAUCAGUGGAGUUUAGUGGAUAACUACGGCGAUAUUCCCGGCGUACGGAUGGGCCACACAGCUACGCUGUACCAGGGCGACAAGCUGCUCGUCUUCGGUGGCGAAAACGAGCACCGAACCUACCUAUCCGAUUUAAUCAUUUUCAACCUGAAGACAGCACAUUGGACACAGCCCCAAGUCACAGGCCCAGUGCCGAAAGGUCGGGCGCGACACGCGGCAGUCCUACACGAAGACAAGCUUUUUAUCGUGGGUGGGAUCACUGGCCAUGACAAUUAUGUUCUCGACGAUAUUUGCUAUCUCGAUCUGAAGACCUUCACUUGGUCACGAUCUUGGCGUUUCGUAGGUCGGUUUGAUCACUCAGCCUACAUAUCAGGAGAUAGAGUAUGGGUGUUUGGCGGGCUUUCCGAGGAUAUGGACAAAAUCGGCGACCUUUGGUGGCUCGAUCUCAAAGGUAGCCCUGCUUUCGAAUCCGCACCCCAAGUCGGGAUUUACGAUCGUCAAGCAGGAGCCAGCCGAGCUGUUGGCUCGCCGCGGCAACCCUACUCCCUAGCACACCCGCCACCAGCUGUCGGUGCGUCUGGCUAUGCCGCCAACUCCCGGACGCAGCAGGUGAACCCGCCAUCAUUUCAGCUCAAGACGUUUGCUCCCAUGGCCCCAGGAACCAUCUCGUCGUUGAAAUUUGUAUCCGGGCCCAAUAUACCUUCACAGGGGUCGGGUAUACAUUUUCAUGUGUACUCUUCCGGCACGCUACUUGACUUCGUCACCCCAGCGGCGACGAUCACUUCCAAGGAAUGCUCUUUAUCAGCUUUGGACCUGGCGACUCUCAGAUGGCAGAAACUCGCUGAAGGCCGUGAGAUAUUCAAGCCAGGGUAUCGCUGGCACUACUGCACAAUGAAUGAAGAUGGCACAAAAGCUUGGCUGCUGGGCUGCCCAACUGAUCCAGCCGCGUCGGAUCUGGGGCCAAACGGUUUUGAAGAAUACCUCAGCGACAUUAUGGAAAUUGAUUUACGUCGAUAUGGCUUUCUCGGGAACAAUCUCUCCUUCGAGCCACGCAUAGAGUCGAGGCCAACGACACGAGUAAUCGACCAGCCGUCCAAGGGUCUUGGGGCCGACUUGGCCAAAUUGUUCGACCAGCCUCCGGAGAGUGGCAGUGGUACUGAUUUCGUCGUCACCGCCCUUGAGGGCGAUUAUGAAGACGACGACAUGAUGAGCCGAGCCGCCGAUGCCUCUGCUGAGCAGAACUGGCUAGCGCCUGAUGCUCCUACGUCUCAACCGAUUCACGUACACAAGCUCAUUCUUCAGGCACGCUGGCCGCAUUUUGCCCGACUUUACAAUUCCCAGAUGGCAGAAUUUCAUACCAAGAAGAUGCACAUUCCUGAACCGUACACAGUGGUCAAAGCCUUCCUGUACUACUUGUAUACAGACAGUAUUCACGGAACAUCUGUCAACGAGAGCGGGGCCACCACGGACUUAUCAGAUGUAGCCGGGCUGCUGGUCAUGUCCAACAUAUACGGCAUUCCUCACCUUCGGUUGCUGUGCGUGAACAGACUUUCCAAGGAGCUGGAUGUCGAUCACGCCUGUAUUAUUUGGCACUGCGCUGGGCUUGCAAACGAAGAAUGGCUCCGAAAACGCGCGGCGCAGUUCUGCCUCACGCAUUGGGGCCGCAUCGUCCGGACGCAGGGCUUCCUCCGACUGCCACGGUCAGCGUUAGUUGAGCUAUCUCAGGAAAUCGACAUGGAAGGCCGCGUGGUUGGUGGCGACGAACUGGAGUAUGUCGGCGGGCUGGCAGGCUCACGUUUUGGCGACGGCUGUUCCAUCGUCAGUCGGAAGGAGAGUGUUGGCAGUAACCACACACAGUUGCUCGACAGCGAAGCUGACGACGAAGAUGGCAUGGAGAUGAGCUGAGCGUGUGCUCAACACGCAUGACAACUAUCAAGUGACACAAUUGUCCCUUGCAACUACCACUGUACCCCUUUCUGGUUACCUUGCUAGGGAACAGAACUAGACAUGCAGGGCUUCGUUGGUAAGGCAUCCAGUCAGAACGAACUGCCAGUCGCACUGAUACUAUUUACUCUUUCACCUUAUGAUGGCGUAUAAAUGACGAAGACAUGUCUUAUGUGGAUACUGCGGUAGUGAGAUAGCUUAUUGCAUGGUUCGGGGUGUUGUUUUGUUACAGGUUUGGUCUUGUUACUCUGUUAUUGCU
Molecule: messenger RNA, 3561 nt
Organism: Colletotrichum destructivum
Lineage: Eukaryota; Fungi; Ascomycota; Sordariomycetes; Glomerellales; Glomerellaceae
Product: Putative BTB/POZ domain, kelch-type beta propeller
Exons: 3
Coding region: 972-3263 (763 amino acids)
Molecular function (GO): protein binding
Source: RefSeq, a predicted model, not a curated record